UAUGUACUGCAUAGCGGAUGCCUUGUAUGUCUGAUAGGGCUGACAGCGUCUAUCCCACCUACUCCUGCUCCGUUACCGGGGCAACACACAGUGAGCGUCGGCUGCUCUGUAACAGAAUUGAGGGGAACAUGGAGGAGAACACUGGUAGAGACGUCGAGACUGGCAGUGAAACUGGAGGAGAGGAUGCCUUGGUGGGGAAUGUGAACAAACUGAUGGUGAGCCCUCCAGGGUACUCAGGAGCUCCCCGAAAAGGACAUCUGGUUUUUGAUGCUUGCUUUGAGAGUGGGAACCUUGGCCGUGUUGACUAUAUCAGUGAGUUUGAGUUUGACCUCUUCAUCCGGCCUGACACCUGCAACCCCCGCUUCAGAGUAUGGUUCAACUUCACAGUGGAGAAUGUCCGCGAGACACAGAGAGUUAUUUUCAAUGUGGUCAACUUCUCUAAGACCAAGAGCCUAUACAGAGAUGGCAUGUCUCCUGUAGUUAAAUCUACCAGCAGGCCAAAAUGGCAAAGGCUUCCAGCCAAAAACGUCUACUACUACCGUUGCCCUGACCACCGGCGCAACUAUGUCAUGUCCUUUGCCUUCUGCUUCGACUGGGAGGACGACGUAUACCAGUUUGCCUACUGCUACCCCUACACCUACUCCAGACUGCAGCACUACCUGGCCAGCCUGGAGCGUAGAAACCUGCCCUACCUACAGAGAGAGCAACUCGGACUCAGUGUGCAACAACGGCGUCUGGACCUGCUGACCAUCACCAACUGUGAUCGCAUGGGUCCAGAGAGGGAUAAGAAGCUGGUUAUACUUACAGCUCGGGUUCACCCUGGAGAGUCUCCCGCCUCCUUUGUCUGUCAAGGUGUGAUUGACUUCCUGGUGAGCCAGCAUCCUAUGGCCCAGAUCCUGAGAGAUCAUGUAAUCUUCAAGAUUGUCCCUAUGCUGAAUCCUGAUGGAGUCUACCUGGGCAACUACAGGUGUUCACUGAUGGGAUUCGACCUGAACCGCCACUGGCAAGAUCCCUCUCCAUGGGCCCAGCCAACUCUGCACGCUGUUAAACAACUCAUAGUGCAGAUGAAUCGAGACCCAAGGGUGAGUUUGGAGUUCUACAUUGAUGUUCAUGCUCACUCCACCAUGCUGAAUGGCUUCAUGUACGGCAAUGUGUUCGAGGACGAAGAGCGUGUCCAGAGACAGGCUGUCUUCCCCAGACUGCUGUGCCAAAACGCUCCAGACUUCUCCUUUUCUAACACAUCCUUUAACCGGGACGUGGUGAAGGCUGGCACCGGCAGACGCUUCCUUGGUGGUCUCCUUGAUGACACAUCCUACUGCUACACUCUAGAGGUGUCCUUCUACAGCUACAUGACAGCUGGCAGCACCGUGCCUGUCCCCUACACUGAGGAGACAUACACGAAACUGGGCAGGAAUGUGGCUCGAACCUUCCUGGAUUACUACAAACUCAACAAUCUUACCAAGGACAGCAAACCAACUCAUAUUCAAAGCUCUGAGGUGAUGUCCCAGACAAGCGAUGAAAAGGGCAAUGAUGCUGGCAGAGACAGAGCGAACAGAGAGAGAGAGAAGAGCCAGGGUGUCAGGCACUAGACAAACAGACGGACACAGGCUGAGCAUGUAUAAAAUGCAGAGCACCAUGGCAGGAGGAUCCUUCACACUUCAUUGCCUUUAGAAGCUUCACAUUUGCCUGGCUCUAAAGACUUAUUUUCACAGAUUUGCAACAGUGAGGUGACUGGUGGUUGCAGGAUAAAAAUCAGAACAAGUGUCCUCCUGGGUUAUUUAGUGACUAUAAAAUGUGGAAUAUGGAAUACCAUGGGGACACAGAGUGGUUAUCCAUUUAUAUUCCAUUUGAGACCUUCAUUCAGCAGCUCCUUUUCUGUUUACACAGAUGUAAAUAAAUGCAUGCUUCCCUGCUGUUACUGACUUAUUUUAUGACUUCACUGGAUGGUGUUAUU
Molecule: messenger RNA, 1954 nt
Organism: Monopterus albus (swamp eel)
Lineage: Eukaryota; Metazoa; Chordata; Actinopteri; Synbranchiformes; Synbranchidae
Gene: agbl4
Product: AGBL carboxypeptidase 4
Exons: 13
Coding region: 18-1589 (523 amino acids)
Biological process (GO): proteolysis
Molecular function (GO): metallocarboxypeptidase activity; zinc ion binding
Source: RefSeq, a predicted model, not a curated record